Messenger RNA from Helobdella robusta, 735 nucleotides. RefSeq lists its product as hypothetical. The coding region runs from base 1 to 735 and encodes 244 amino acids. Gene Ontology annotation, biological process: gamete generation; regulation of meiotic cell cycle; homologous chromosome pairing at meiosis. The transcript has a single exon. The record is from RefSeq and is a predicted model, not a curated record. Lineage: Eukaryota; Metazoa; Annelida; Clitellata; Rhynchobdellida; Glossiphoniidae.
AUGGAUGCCAAAAAAAACGAAAAAAUGAAUUAUAAUCAGAAAAUUGAGUCCUUCAAUGCCAACCAAACAGAGAGAAAACCUGGAUUUUUGAAUACAUCAGCAUUUCCUCGAAAACCUCUGGACGUUCUGAACGAAAAUAUCGCAAAAAAUAAUUCAUCUACCAAUCGCAGUUCCAAUGUUGGGGCUGGGAUUAAUUCAUUUGAAAACAACACCUACAUGCCGAAAACUUUGAUGGAUAAGAACAUACCAAUAAGAGUGUACAAGGAGGUAAACGCACACACUUCUAGUUCUGUUACUAAUCUUCCCUCUUAUCAAGAGAAAUGUUCAAUGAUUAAAAAAACGGAUGACAAAGUAAUUGCUCCUAAUUCUCCAACUCAAAAUAAUUUCAGAGAAACUGUUUUUGUCACUUGUAGAGUAGCAGAUUUAAAAAGCAUUUAUUCCAGUAACAAUGAUAUGAAGGUAUUUGAAGUUUUUGGCUCCAUCAACUCAGCGAUAACACACAGCACUAAUCUCAGUUCAUUAGAAUUUGAUUUGAAAGAUAGAUCUGGUUGCAUCCAAUGUAUAUAUUACAGCAGCAACGAAAAUAAUGCGAGACUGAUUCGUGGACUGAUGUACAGAUGUGUUGGGUACUACUUGCAACAUUCUAACAUAUUUCACUGUGUUUCAAUUAGGCGAUCGACUGAUUUGGAGAUAGUCUUCAGUGAACAACUCAUUAAUGUGAUGAAACCCAAAUAG